CUGUGGAGAGCCGGGAGCCCAGGAUGCUGCCGCUGCCACUGCCGCGCGACAGGUUCGGGUCCGAGCGGAGCUCAGUGUGAGCAGAGAACAGGGCGGCUGGCUGUGCGUGUGAGGAGGCUGCUGUGGGAACUCACUGAGUGCCCUCCCCGCCUGCCAUGUCCAGGAAGAAGACUCCCAGGAGCAAGGAGGCCAGCACUCCCGCUGCCUCAGUGUUGCCCGCCGCCAACGGGUCCCGGCCGGUGCGCCCCAGGACUGCGUGCCCCCGCUCCGAGGCGCCGCCCAACGGGCCCCCACAACCCGGCCGGCCCUCGCUUGGCGGUCGUGGCGACUUCUACGACGUAGCCUUCAAGGUCAUGCUGGUGGGGGACUCUGGCGUGGGGAAGACCUGCCUGCUCGUGCGCUUCAAGGAUGGAGCUUUUCUGGCAGGAACCUUCAUCUCCACCGUGGGCAUCGACUUUCGGAACAAAGUACUGGACGUGGACGGCAUGAAGGUGAAGUUGCAGAUCUGGGACACGGCAGGCCAGGAGCGGUUCCGCAGUGUCACCCAUGCCUACUAUCGUGAUGCACAUGCACUGCUACUGCUCUAUGAUGUCACCAACAAGGCUUCCUUUGACAACAUCCAGGCCUGGCUGACUGAGAUCCAGGAAUAUGCCCAGCACGACGUGGUGCUCAUGCUGCUAGGGAACAAGGUGGACUCUGCCCAGGAACGUGUGGUGAAGAGGGAGGAUGGGGAGAAACUGGCCAAGGAGUACGGGCUGCCUUUUAUGGAGACCAGUGCCAAGAUGGGCCUCAACGUGGACUUGGCCUUCACAGCCAUAGCAAAAAGCAAAAUGGAGGUUGUCUCAGCAGGUGGGAAGUAUGAAUUUUCAUUUUUAUGUCUAUACUCCUUCCCAAGACUGCCCAGGGAUGAGCCAGUCCCCCCACAGACUCCUAUGGUGUGAAAAAUAAAGACUCUUGCACUUCAAUAAAUUCU
Messenger RNA from Phyllostomus discolor (pale spear-nosed bat), 973 nucleotides. RefSeq names its product RAB26, member RAS oncogene family (gene RAB26). The record is from RefSeq and is a predicted model, not a curated record. Bases 156 to 941 code for a protein of 261 amino acids. Lineage: Eukaryota; Metazoa; Chordata; Mammalia; Chiroptera; Phyllostomidae. The transcript is spliced from 9 exons. Gene Ontology annotation, molecular function: GTPase activity; GTP binding. Gene Ontology annotation, cellular component: Golgi apparatus; endosome.